This is a messenger RNA of Exophiala spinifera, 1245 nucleotides long. Its product is annotated as fumarylacetoacetase. NCBI's taxonomy places the organism in Eukaryota, Fungi, Ascomycota, Eurotiomycetes, Chaetothyriales, Herpotrichiellaceae. The coding region runs from base 1 to 1245 and encodes 414 amino acids. Gene Ontology annotation, biological process: L-phenylalanine catabolic process; L-tyrosine catabolic process; homogentisate catabolic process. The transcript has 5 exons. Gene Ontology annotation, molecular function: fumarylacetoacetase activity. The record is from RefSeq and is a predicted model, not a curated record.
AUGGCGAAUUCUGUCAGCCCAUAUACCAUUGACAACCUCCCAUAUGGAGUCAUCUCUACUAAGGACAAGCCCAAAAAGCGAUGUGCAGUUGCGUUCGAGGAUUCUGCAAUAGACAUUGAUCUGCUAUACCACGAAGGCUUCUUCUCCUCCAUCGCCGAGCUGAAGGAUAAUGUCUUUGCCCACGGCAACUGGAACGCCUUUGCAGUCCUACCAGCAGGCGUCCGGACUGCCUUUCGAGGUCUGCUCAAAUCUGGGAUCGCGGAUGGCAGCGUCCAGAAAGCCAUGGUACCGUUGGCCAGCGUCCAGAAUCAUCUGCCUAUGCACAUACACAAUUUCUCGGAUUUCUACUGCUCACUUGAGCACACCAAGAAUUGCUCCGACGUCUUCAACUUGACCAUUCAGCCGAACUGGUUCAAAAUGCCGUCGGUGUACAAUGGCCGCACUUCGAGUCUUGCGGUGUCAGGGACUCCGUUCCACCGCCCUUGUGGGAUGUACCCUGACUCACGAGGCUCGGACCAGAUCUCUUUCAAGCCAGAAUCGCACAUGGACUAUGAACUAGAGAUGGGUGUGUGGCUGUCUAGGCCCGUCCCUAAGGGCCAACGAGUGAAGAUCGCCAAUGCCCACGACCACAUUUUUGGCCUGACGCUGCUGAAUGACUGGUCAGCGCGGCAGAUUCAGGGUUUCGAAAUGCCGCCUCUGGGCCCGUUCCAUUCCAAGGGUAGCUGUACCACUGUGAGCUCUUGGAUUGUCCCAAUCGAGGCCCUCGAGCCGGUGAGAUGCGAGAGGAAGACCAAGCAAGAACCUGCACCGCCGCCACAUCUCACUUGGCAAGAGGACGACAAGGCGACGUUCGACAUCGACUUGAAUCUUACUCUGCUUCGGGAUGGCACGUCGUAUACUUUGUGCGAAAGUAACCUCAACGAGUUGCAUUGGACACCAUACCAACAAAUAGCGCAUUUGUCUGCUGCGGGCGAGGGUCUUUCCCCAGGAGAUGUGUUUGGCACGGGCACCAUCUCAAGUCCCCGUACGAACGCCGAUGGCGAAAGGAUUGGACUUGGAUGUCUCUUUGAGCGAAACUUGCCUAACGCACGACUCAAGUCGAUGCCAUCGGACUUGGUAGACACGUUCCUCAAGGACGGCGAUGAAAUCAUUUUGCAGGGAUGGUGCAAGGAUAAAGCUUCUGGAAAAGUGAUCCUUGGAUUUGGUGAAUGUCGAGGCAAAAUCCUGCCUGCCAUAGUGGAUUGA